UGUUUUAUGAGAUGUAAAUGCAAUGAUUGUUUCGAAACUUUGAUUAGAUUAUUUCGCGUAACUUCCUUUGGGGCGAUUCGCAUUUACACUAGUUCACAGUCAAGACUUUCCGCUGCGAUUGACCUCCAGGGUGCCUUAGUAUUGCUUUGAAGAAAAACAUCUGCUUCUGCAUAAUUUGUUUCGCUUGCUGAACAAGAUUAGAACUCUUCGAGAACUACAAAACUCUUUGGAGAAACGCUGAAAAUGUCUUCCUCGAGCUCUCAAGCUGUUGCAAGACAAAAAUUCACCUACCCUAUCGGCGAUACGUACGAUGGUGAAUGGAAUAACGACGGAAGAAAGCAUGGCAUCGGACAUCUUACUCUUGUCGACGGCACGAAGUACGUUGGACAAUUUCACAACGGGUUCUGCCACGGCCAUGGUGUGGCAAAAUUUCCGGACGGUUCCGUCUACGAGGGCGAGUUUGAAAACGGAAAAUACAGUGGCUUCGGGGCUUUCACACGAAACGAUGGAAUGCGCUUUGAAGGGAGGUUUCAAAACGGAAGGGUUGAUGGCGAGGGGGUGAUAACGUUUCCAGAUGGCAGCCAUGGGAGACCGAGACAAGAGGGAUAUUUCAUGGGGACAGAACUUGUAGAUAGACACCGAGCGACUGACACAGUUCUGAAAGCGCAACAGGCUGCUAAGAUCGCUCGAAGCAUCAAGAUUUGAAAAAAGAGCUAUUUCACAAACUUCACGUUUCGGAAAGUAGCCUAAUAGUUUAUGCUUCUAGUUCUCAAGAAACUUUUCUCAGGUUUUGAGUAGGAGAUUUUCAGUUGUGAAGUUUGCACCGUUUAUUUCUUCUGAAGUACAUGCUGGUAGAAAAGCCCAAGUCCAAAUAUUGUCAGGGAAACUUAUUUAAUAGCAAGAAGGAUCUAGAAUAUUAUUUUCCCUCCCCCAGUCACUGUACAACAGCUGCCAUGUAUUUAACUGAGAGAUCUAAUAAGGGGUGGGUAGUUUGACACAAGAUAUUCCCAAUGCAUUGUAUAAAGUAAGGUGGUGAUAACGUGGGUAUUCAUCUUUAUUUUCAUCUGAUCAGUCAUUUUGUAAUAACUUAGGUGUAAUACAUGAAAUAUGUGGUCA
Molecule: messenger RNA, 1116 nt
Organism: Orbicella faveolata
Lineage: Eukaryota; Metazoa; Cnidaria; Anthozoa; Scleractinia; Merulinidae
Product: MORN repeat-containing protein 4 homolog
Biological process (GO): response to axon injury
Cellular component (GO): cell projection
Source: RefSeq, a predicted model, not a curated record